CGGCAAUAGUGUUACUGUACUGUCUGAGAUCACACAUUUCUCUGUUUUAAUGUUGUGGUGACUCCCUUAAAGCAAUUUCUUAAUUACAUUUAGGAUUCAUUAAACAUGUUGGUCUUUAUAUGUACUUGAACGUUAUUUUGGCUAAAGUCCGCUAACACAGCAGCGCUGUUUAUGACAGGUUUAAAGUGCUGGAAAGGCGAAGAACAUGACUGCCAAUGAAGACCAGGAGAUGGAGCUGGAAGCUUUGCGCUCUAUCUAUGAAGGAGAUGACUGUUUUAAAGAGCUCAGUCCUGUUUCCUUUCAGUUCAGGGUAGGAGAUCUUGAUGAUUCCAAAUCCUUCCUACUUGAAGUGUCUUGGCCAGAAAACUAUCCUGAAAGUGCACCAUGCAUAUCAUUAGAUACUUUUUUUAACAACAGACUAUCUGCACAGACAAAGCAGUACAUUCUUUCAAAGAUGAGUGAACAGGUGGAAGCCAACCUGGGCACUGCCAUGAUGUACACACUUUUUGAGUGGGCCAAAGAGAGCAAGGAAACACUUAUGGAAAACCACCAGCCUGUGACGUCUGCUGUGACCUUGAUAUCCAGCAGCGAUGUUAUGAAUAAUUCCACCUCUGUCAGUAAGAAGAAGGAGAAGAAAGAGCAACUAACUAAAGCACAGAAGAGGAAACUGAUUGGAAGAACAGAUAAUAAGGGUGAACUGCCAAGAGGAUGGAACUGGGUGGAUGUUAUUAAGCAUACGACAGAGCAAAGGGAGAGUAAAUGCUGAGCAAAACUGGAGGAAAAGAUGAUGAUUAAAGAGAUACUUCAGAAGGACUGAUCAGUAUUGCCAGAUGAAUGUAUGGGGAAAUUGUUUCUUUGUGCAGUUUUAUAUAUAUAUAUAUAUAUAUAUAUAUAUAUAUAUAUAUAUAUAUAUAUAUAUAUAUAUAUAUAUAUAUAUAUAUAUAUAUAUAUAUAUAUAUAUAUGCACACACAUACACAUAUGAAAACUGAACUGAAUUCUCCAGCCAUGAUUUCAGUCUACCUGAAACUAUAGAAGGUGAUUUGACACAAGGAGCUUUACCCUCACAAAUACAUCCCCGGAGCCUCAGUAGUGUGUGAUAAUUUAUGCUGAGCCACAAAUGAACAUCAUGUGGCUUAUGAUGGGUGGAAAAUGCUUAUAAUUUGGAACUAGUAGAACAGUUGGGUGUUACAAAAAAAAAAGAUAACAUAAGUGUUCUGUCAUCUAUUGUAAUGUUCAUUUAAAUGAAAAAAGUGAUCAAGUGUACUUAAGUGCAGUCUACUCUUUGCUGACAGGGUUUCUGAAAUGAAAUAAGUAUGCAUUAGCUGGUAAUGUAAAUUUAUCAUGGGUGGCCCAACGAGGACAUUUGAAUAAGUACUAAAUAUGUAUGGAUUAAUAAAACAUUUUCUGAGGAAACUCUUUGCAUUUUUUUAAACAAAAAAAACAAAAACAUGUUGUUAUAUGCAAACAAUAUUUUUGUGGGGAAUGUGGGUGUGGGCUCAUGAAGAAAUAAAGCGUUUUAAUGACAAUACAGAUUAAACAGUUUGUUUAAUGUG
Messenger RNA from Danio rerio (zebrafish), 1554 nucleotides. RefSeq names its product RWD domain containing 4 (gene rwdd4). Lineage: Eukaryota; Metazoa; Chordata; Actinopteri; Cypriniformes; Danionidae. The record is from RefSeq and is marked validated.